UCAACCUAGAUCGUAGCGGUGGGUUUUUUUUCGACGCACGAAUUGAACACGGAAACGUGGAAAUGGGCUGCUCCAACAGUAGGCAAGACUUAUCUAAAGACGACCUUUAUCAUGCCUUUCGCGAGUUUGAUCGUAACCAUGACGGUUUUAUAUCCAUUGACGAACUGAGACGAACAAUGAAGAAGCUGGGAGAAAAAAUCACAGAGGACGAACUGCGUGAAAUGAUGAGAGAAGCAGACCAAGAUGGCGACGGAAGAGUGAAUUACAGAGAAUUCGUAAAAAUAAUACGAGCAGAAGAUAUUCUAGAUAACCAUACAGUGGAUAAUGGUCCUGCCGAUCUCAUGGAGGUUUUUCAGGAUAUUGACGUUGACGGGAACGGAUAUAUUACAGCGGACGAGUUACGCGGGGCUUUGGCGAAAGUGCCCGACACUUACACGGAAACUGACAUUGAACAGAUGAUGGAAGAGGCUGACAUUGACGGAGACGGCCAGGUCAAUUACAUGGAAUUUUUGAGAGUCACACGGAAACAUUGA
Saccoglossus kowalevskii is the source of this 533-nucleotide messenger RNA. RefSeq names its product neo-calmodulin-like. The record is from RefSeq and is a predicted model, not a curated record. NCBI's taxonomy places the organism in Eukaryota, Metazoa, Hemichordata, Enteropneusta, Harrimaniidae. Gene Ontology annotation, molecular function: calcium ion binding.